AUGGAUAUACAAUACGAAAACACAGCAAACAAACUAAGACCUCAGAAUUUUGAUGCAUUGGUUGGACAAGACUUUGUUAUUACCUCUUUGCAAGGUGAGAUAGAAUCCAAGACCAUCGCGCAUGCGUAUUUGCUCAGUGGUCCACGUGGUGUAGGAAAAACCUCACUUGCUCGACUUAUUGCAUUAGCGGUAAACAGGCCAGAUGGGCAAGAUUUUACCACAUUGGAGUACGAAGGAAGUAUGGAAAUACGAGGGGGUUCUAGCUUAGAUGUUAUCGAAAUAGAUGGUGCAUCAUACACAAGCGUAGAAAAUGUUCGUAAAAUACGCGAAGAGGUGCUCUACGCUCCGGUAAAAUGUAAGUACAAAAUAUAUAUUAUAGACGAAGUGCACAUGCUCUCUCAUAGUGCCUUUAAUGCAUUACUUAAAACCAUCGAGGAACCCCCACCGUAUAUCAUCUUUAUCUUUGCUACCACAGAGCUCGACAAAGUUCCGCUUACAAUACGAUCGCGUUGUCAGCAGUUUACAUUACAUCUUAUUCCUAUAAAUAUUAUAGUAAGCAAAUUACAUAUGAUAUGCAAAGAACGCAAUAUAACAGCAGACGAUGAAGCUCUGCACUGGGUUGCAAAAGAGGCUCGGGGCUCACUAAGAGAUGCGUAUGUUCUCUUUGACCAGAUAAUAGCCUUCUCUGGAAGCAAUAUAACACUGCAGGCAAUUGAAAAGAACUUAGGCCUUGCUGGUAUUGAUACACUGAGUUCACUCUUCUUGCUCUGUAUCGAAAAAAAACGCAGAGAAGUGCAGGAGCUACUAGCAUCUAUUUUUGAAAAAGGAACUCAUUUUGAAAAACUGCUCUCUGAAGCGUGUGAGUACCUAAGAAAUAUCCUUCUUAUAAAGAACGGCCUCUUCUCUAAGCAACUACUUGGGUACAGCAUCGAUCAAUUUGAUAAGAUGGUAUAUACUCAACUAAGUGUAGAGCAAAUAGAAUACGCUCUACGACUACUGCUCGAAUGCUACCGCAAUUCCCGAUACUCCAUAGAGCCACGCUUUGAAAUUGAACUCGUUUUCAGUGUGCUCUGUACCAUCACAGAGCACAAAAGCAUCAAUAUGGUAAUACAAGACCUACAAACAAUACAAUCAGAUAUUGCAAACACCUUAUCCGAAACAAAAACAGCUGGGUCUAUCACGCAGGCACAGCAAGACACUCACACUACAGCAAACUCCCCAGCAACAGAGACUGCGCAUACCACUCACACUACAGCACGUGCCCCAACUACAGAGACUACGCAUGCUAUACGUAGUAGCAACCACAGUGCAGUAGAUGCUAUGCAUACUUCUCCCACACACAGCCACAAUCCCUCAGAACACGAAAACACUCAAAGCAACAGCACACCUCCAGAUACCUCACAAGAUGCCGUGCAAAAAGAAAGAGGUUUCUCACAGCAACUUGCACAACGCCUAAGCGUAGUGCACGACAGCAUUCGUUCUUGUUCUGAAUGUGGGAAUAUAAGCGAAAACGACAUUUGCGCAGUCUGUAGUGAUGUACAGAGAAACCGUCAACUACUCUGCGUGGUAGCAAGUAUACAAGAUGUACUAGCCGUAGAGAGUUGUCAGAACUAUCUUGGGCUAUACCAUGUGCUUGGGGGUCUCAUCGAUCCACUGGAGGGUGUAGGGCCAGAAGAUCUGGCUAUUACCGCACUACAAAAACGUAUAGAGGGGGGGAUGUUUAAGGAAAUUAUACUCGCCACACCUCCUUCUAUCAAUGGGGAGGUAACUGCACGCUAUAUUAUCAACAUGAACGAAGAUAAAAACUAUGCAUUUACACGCAUAGCACAGGGCAUUCCUCGCGGUGGAAACUUUGAAUUUACAGAUAAAACAACCCUUGCAUACGCACUGGAAGCACGACGGCAAUUCAAAUAA
Messenger RNA from Ylistrum balloti, 1914 nucleotides. Its product is annotated as DNA polymerase III subunit gamma-like. The transcript has 2 exons. Lineage: Eukaryota; Metazoa; Mollusca; Bivalvia; Pectinida; Pectinidae. Gene Ontology annotation, molecular function: DNA binding; metal ion binding; ATP binding. Gene Ontology annotation, cellular component: DNA polymerase III complex. The coding region runs from base 1 to 1914 and encodes 637 amino acids. Gene Ontology annotation, biological process: DNA-templated DNA replication; DNA recombination; DNA repair. The record is from RefSeq and is a predicted model, not a curated record.